CUUUCUCUCUCUCUCUCUCUCCCUCUCCAAUUGAGAUUCUCAAUCCACAACAACGAUACUCCCAACUCCAAUUACUUCCCUCUUACAUCCUAAUUCACCACUAUGGCCGAUCUCCUCGCCUACCUCCCCCCCUUCGAGGGUCUUCUCCCCAAGUGGCUCUUCCUGGUCUCCGUCAUCUCCUCCGCAAACAGCAUCCAGGCCUACCGCUCCGACGCCUACUCCGCCGAGCUCUACAACGGCCGCUCCAAGCCCGACAACCACCCCUUCACGAACCCGCUGUCGUCGCGCACCUUCGCCACCUGGACCUUCCUGUCCGGCGUGAUCCGCAUGUACGCCGCCUACAACAUCACCAACUCCGUGUCGUACGAUCUGGCCGCGUGGUCGUUUGGGAUCGCGCUGUUCCAUUUCCUGGGCGAGUGGGUGAGCGGGACGGCGCAGCUGAAGGGUCGCUUCGUUAGUCCGAUGAUUGUGGCGUCGUCGACGCUGACGUGGAUGGUGACGCAGCGGGGGUGGUAUUUGGCUUAGUUGGUUUGGGGGUAUUGUGUGUUGUGUUUCUUGCUUAUUCCUUGUUGAAUGGCUACGUAUCUCUGGGCGGAGAAGAUAUACAAUGAAGAGAAAAGGUUGGUAUAAUCAGAUACAAGUUCUCUCCCUUCUCGCGUCAACAGACGACGCCGCAAUCCAUCAGUGGUUCAUCUUCUUGC
Molecule: messenger RNA, 701 nt
Organism: Aspergillus campestris IBT 28561
Lineage: Eukaryota; Fungi; Ascomycota; Eurotiomycetes; Eurotiales; Aspergillaceae
Product: Erg28 family protein
Exons: 2
Coding region: 103-525 (140 amino acids)
Cellular component (GO): endoplasmic reticulum; membrane
Molecular function (GO): protein-macromolecule adaptor activity
Source: RefSeq, a predicted model, not a curated record